UGUUGAUUGCGGACAGCAAUAAUGACACAGAGAAGAUGCAAGAUUACACACAAGGGUUACUCCCCAGCGAAAGUAUGCAAGAUGAUAAACUAUGCGAGUGAUGCGGAUGCGAGAGUAUGAUGCCGAGGAUAUAAGUAGUGAGGAAAACGUCUAGAGAUGCAGAGGGAAGGCGUGAGGCAAAAUGCAGGAGAAUCGACAGCUUUUGAAAGUGUGGGUCAUCAUCAGCGCAGCAGUAGAGAACCCCCAAGAGUCCCGAAGAGAAGAAAAUGAGAGAGAGCGCAGGCGACGUCUAUGGUUGGCCGAUUAAACGGUUAUUUUUUGUUUUAGUGGCUUGCGCAUCGUCAAUGCUGGCGAGCCCGGUGAAUACGACGUUGGUGUUGUCUGAGCAGCGCGAACCCUCAUGUCAGCCCGAGGUUUCUCAGAGGGAAGGCGCCGGGGUCAAACGUACCGGACUCGGUGCGGUGUACGCGGAUGGCGGGUGCCCUGAGGCAGCGCUUUUCGAGAGGACUUUCUUCAGCUUUGCUUCACUCUCGGCUGCGCGCUGUGCUGACAUGGAACUCGGGUGCAGCGCGAUCCCGUCUAGACUCCUGGCUUGUGGGAGCGAGGACAGCGAGCAGGCGAGGCUUGGGAGUGAGAUGAGCUGUUCGGGAGCUAUGGCAGAGCUCGAGGACGAGCGGGAUGAGCCGGACUUGGUGGACAUGGCGCAAGGAAACGUGGUAUGCUCGCGCGGGUUGAAGCGAGGAUGUGGGAGGGUGUGCUAGGCACGAGAGCAGGGCUUUUACGCGACAGAGAGGUACGCGGCGGAUUGGA
Phanerochaete carnosa HHB-10118-sp is the source of this 810-nucleotide messenger RNA. RefSeq lists its product as uncharacterized. The transcript is spliced from 3 exons. The coding region runs from base 267 to 761 and encodes 164 amino acids. Lineage: Eukaryota; Fungi; Basidiomycota; Agaricomycetes; Polyporales; Phanerochaetaceae. The record is from RefSeq and is a predicted model, not a curated record.